Molecule: messenger RNA, 2953 nt
Organism: Hevea brasiliensis (rubber tree)
Lineage: Eukaryota; Viridiplantae; Streptophyta; Magnoliopsida; Malpighiales; Euphorbiaceae
Product: receptor-like protein kinase FERONIA
Biological process (GO): protein phosphorylation
Molecular function (GO): protein kinase activity; ATP binding
Source: RefSeq, a predicted model, not a curated record
CCUGGUUCCCACUUCCCCAGGUGAAAUUAUUUAUGUGGAGCUAUUAUAAUAAUAAUUCAUAACGGAAAAAAAGGGGAAAAAAAAAAGCCAUUUCUCUGUUUGUUCUUGCAUCCAUGAAUAACCUCUUAGCUCUCAAUCCUAUCACUUCUUUUGUCUUCUUUCUCGUGCUACAUCACCUUGCAAUUGCCAUUUCUAAGCCUGCUUACAACCCAACUGACAGCAUACUUACCAAUUGCGGUUCUUCGGGUGACACACCUGCACCUGAUGGGCGCAUAUGGACCGGUGACCAAAAAUCCAAAUUUGGUCCUAUAGAGCAAUCUAGUAGCAAAUCCCAUUCUGCUAGCGCCCUUAGCCAAGGCGGCUCCGUCCAGUAUGUCCCUUACAUGACAGCCCGCAUCUCUCAAUCCCAGUUCACGUACACCUUCCCUGUCACUGCAGGUCAAAAAUUUAUCCGUCUCCACUUCUACUCUGUUUCAUCAGGUGGAUUUAACAGGUUUAAGGACUUCUUCGAUGUCAAAGCGGGGCCUUUCACUUUACUAAGCAACUUCAGUGCUUCCUUCUACGCUGAAGCGAGGGAUACUUAUUCUUUCAUUAAAGAAUUCUGCUUUAACGUCGCAGAGAACCAGCAAUUGAAUCUGACAUUUUCUCCUUUGAGUAAGUAUGCUUUCAUCAAUGGCAUAGAGAUUAUAUCUAUGCCAUCCAACCUUUAUUAUACUCCACCAGAGGAGGGUUCAGGCCUCAUUUCUAUUGGCAAAAAGGAAAAGUUUUUUAUCCAAAAUGACACCGCGCUGGAGAAUAUGUGUAGAUUUAACGUUGCGGGUGGCACCAUCUCGCCAGUACUUGACACUGGCAUGUAUAGGUUAUGGAGGGAUGACGUUCUCAACCUUGGUCUUGUUAACAACGAGCCAAAUCUCUCUCUCAAUUAUUCUAAAAUACCAAACUACACAGCGCCAGAUGAAGUCUAUCUGUCAGCUCGGCAACUGGGACUUAAUGACACCAAUUUGACGUGGAGGGUGCCAGUAGAUCAAGGAUUCAGGUAUCUGGUGAGGCUCCACUUCUGUGAGUUUGUUCCAGAUAUUACCAAGGUCAAUGAAAGACGAUUCGAUAUCUUUAUUGACAAUCAGACAGCUACAUUGGGUUUCGAUGUUAUUGAAUCAAGCGGUGGUCACGGGACUCCCACAUAUAAUGACUACAUAGUAACUGCUGGGAAGAAGGUUGGGAAAGCUGAUGACGAUUAUAGGCUUUUCAUAACUCUGCGUCCUAAUCCUUCAAGUAUUUACCCUGAUGCUUUCCUGAACGGGUUAGAGAUUUUCAAGUUGAACGACUCUGAUGGCAAUCUUGCCGGACCCAAUUCUCUAGUGUCUGUCCCUUCUCCACCAGCAACAACAGCACAACCAUCGGCACCAACAGCCAAGAAGUCCAGCACGAAGAAAAUAUUGCUUCUUGCCAUUGGUGGGAGUGUGAUGGGUUUGUUGAUCAUACUUUCUUUGUUGGGUUUCUUGGUUAUUUGGCGAAUAAGGAAGAAGCAGGACGGUCAUUAUGGGUCUCAUUACAAAUCACUAAGCUGCUGCUGGCGGUUGAAUUCAGCAGCUUAUAUUGGGAAGUCAUCGAGGACUAUGGCUUCUUCACUGCCGCAAGAACUAUGCCGCCAAUUUUCACUAGAUGAGAUUAAAGCUGCUACGAAUGACUUCCAUGAGAGUUUGAUAAUUGGCUCAGGUGGUUUCGGCAAUGUUUACAGAGGUGAUAUUGAUAAUGGAGCCAUGACUGUUGCAAUUAAGCGAUUGAAUCGAGAGUCGAGUCAGGGUGUCCGUGAAUUCAGGACAGAGAUUGAGACGUUGUCCCAGCUCCGCCAUGUCAAUCUCGUCUCUCUGAUCGGAUAUUGUCUUCAUGAAGGAGAAAUGGUCCUUGUUUAUGACUAUAUGGUCAACGGGACUCUUCGAGACCAUCUCUACGACAAAUUCAAGAAUCCACUUCCAUGGAAGCAAAGGCUUGAGAUAUGCACUGGAGCAGCUCGUGGACUGCACUAUCUUCAUGCUGGUGCGUCGAAUACUAUAAUCCAUCGAGACAUAAAGACGACCAAUAUUUUGUUAGACGAAAAUUGGGUCGCCAAAGUCUCCGAUUUUGGAUUGUCAAAAAUAGGUGUAAAUGACAGUGCAGUUAGCACCAUUGUAAAGGGUACAUGGGGAUAUCUGGAUCCAGAAUAUGCAAGACGCCAUCAGUUGACAGAAAAAUCUGAUGUGUACUCAUUUGGUGUGGUGUUAUUGGAAGUAUUGUGCGCUCGAAAACCUCUUAACCAAAAAUUGGAGGAGGAACAAUGGAAUUUAGUCAGUUGGGCACGAAAAUGCAUCCAAAAUGAGAAUAUUCAUCUAAUAAUUGAUCCCCAUCUAAUAGGAAAAAUAGCUCCAGUGUGUUUUCAGAAAUUUGUGGAGAUUGCAGAGAGCUGCGUCCGUGAGCAGGGGAUUGAACGGCCCUCAAUGCAUGAUGUGAUGGAAAAGCUUGAGUUCGUUGAGUUGCAACAGACAGCAGAUGCUGAGAAGGAAAAAAUGAAUCCGGGUGAAGACUAUGUGUAUCCUCAAGUAUCAUUCCAUGCUUCUCGAUAUACCAAUAUAGUUGGUGGAUUCCAGUUGGAUUCAAGUAAUAUUUCAAUAGAUUUGGAUACGGAUACUACUGGACAGACUUUUCCUAGUGUUGUAUCCAGUAGCAUAACGUCUAGUCAUGGCUUCUCCGGCACCAUCAACUCUUCCAGGAAAUAGCUUGGAAAAGGUGACAAGAGAAAAUAAAAAUGGUUUUGCGUUUUGACUGUAAAAGUGUGCUGCUUGUUAAUUUUGUCAAUUUUAUUGAUUAUGGAGUCCUUGUUUGUGCCCAAAGUCCUGUGGAAAAUUGUGUCAAGUGUCGUUUCUAAUCAUUACCUUACACCAUCAACGGGGAAGCCUAAUGGUUGUAUUUUAGUUUC